GCGUUAAUCAAGCUGCAAGGUGUCUCCGGCGGAGAGUGACAGCCCCCAAAACGCCUCGCGGCCAAUGGGCGCGUUCACACGGCUGAGGAGCGGGGGGAGAGCGAGCCGGAGCGGCGCAAGUUCAUUUUUUCCUCCUUUUUUUAAUGAUUUAAUUUUGUAUUUUUACAUCAACCCCCCCCGGCCCCCACCGUGGGGGAGGCGCUGUCCGAGGUGCUGAAGUCGGAGUGACUCCGGAGCUGUCCGAGGUCCUGAAAUUGGCAUUCGGAGUGACUCCGGGCACCGGUCACGGUGCCGACGCUUUGGCUCCGGUUUGACUCCGGUUCUCCCACUCCCCCCCUCCCGCCACCCGGAUCUCCCCCGGCGCUGUCCGAGGUGCUGUCGGGGAAGGGGGGCGCCGCGGCGGCCCGAAGGCUCCCACCCCCUCCGCCCUCCCCUCGCCCUCCCCGUUGAUUUCUGGAUCAUUAAGUGGUUAAGGCGCUGCGGAGCCCUCACUAUCGAUCGCUGCCUCCCCACCUCCGGCUGGCAGCCCCCAGCCCCGCGGCUCCGGGCAAGGGUGGGGUGGCCGGGAAGGGGCCCCGGCUGGGCGCGAUGCUGAAGACGGAGCAGCCCUGGAUGUAACGCGCGGCGCCUCGGAGAGCCCUGCAGCAAUUGUUGCCCGGAUCCCACGCUGAACUUUGCUCUUUUUUUUUUUUUUUUUUUUCCUUUUAGAUUUUUUUCCUUUUUUUUUUUUUUUUUUUCCUUUCGCUUUUUGUUGUUGUCGUCGCCGUUAUUGUUAAUUACCAUUACCAACCCGCUUCCGCCGCGCCCUCCCCGCCAAUGCCUGUGUGAGCGCCGGCACCUCGCGGGGGCCAUGGAGGGCUCCACCGGCUUCGGGAUCGACUCCAUCCUCUCGCACCGAGCCGGCAGCCCGGCCGUGCCCAAGGGGGACCCGCUGGUGGGCGACGGCCGCUCCCCACUGGAGCUGAGCCCCCGCUCGGAGGGCAGCAGCGGGUGCCCCUCGCCGCGUUCCCCGGAGGCGGCGGUGCGGCCGGGCCUGGACGCGCACCUGCAGCCGGGGCAGCUCUCGGCUCCCUCCCAGUCCCGAACCGUCACCUCCUCCUUCCUCAUCAGAGACAUCCUGGCCGACUGCAAGCCCCUGGCCGCCUGCGCGCCUUACUCCAGCACCAAUGGACCUCACGGCGGGCAGGAGGCGGCGGGCAGGAUCCCCACCAAACCCGGCGAGGACUUUAGGGAGAAAAUGGAAAAAACCACCAGCAGCUCCUCCUCGGACUCCGAGUACAAAGUGAAAGAAGAAGGGGACCGGGAGAUCUCCAGUUCCCGGGACAGCCCCCCGGUGCGGCUGAAAAAGCCUCGCAAAGCCCGCACCGCCUUCACCGACCACCAGCUGGCCCAGCUGGAGCGCAGCUUCGAGAGGCAGAAAUACCUGAGCGUGCAGGACAGGAUGGAGUUGGCCGCCUCCCUCAACCUCACCGACACGCAGGUGAAAACGUGGUACCAGAACAGAAGGACCAAAUGGAAAAGGCAGACGGCGGUGGGCCUGGAGCUGCUGGCCGAGGCUGGCAACUACUCAGCCCUGCAGAGGAUGUUCCCCUCGCCCUACUUCUACCCGCAGAGUUUGGUCUCCAACCUGGACCCCGGCGCUGCCCUCUACCUGUACCGCGGACCCAGCGCUCCGCCCCCGGCCCUACAGAGACCUUUGGUGCCCCGCAUCCUCAUCCACGGACUGCAGGGCGGCAGCGAGCCCCCCCCGCCCCUACCCCCGCUGCCCGGCGUUCUGCCCCGGGCCGCGCAGCCCCGGUGAGCCCCGGCCCCGAACCCCGGGCGUGGGGGGGGCCGGAGGGGACCAGCCCAGCCCUGGGGCCGCGAGCGAGCGACAGACUCCCGCUUCCCCCCUAAUUAUAAAUAUAUAUAUAUAUAGAAACGAGACCCCCCACCCCCUCCACACACACAAACACACACACCACCUUUUUUAAUACACGAAGUACGAAAGAACAGAAAGAGCCGCCCCCCACCCGGCUCCGGGACUGCGGCCGCUUUACCCCGUUGUGCCCCCGGGGGGCAGCGAUGUGGGUCCCUCCCCACCCCCCGCCCAAUCCGAGGCUGCACCGGGGGCGCGGGGAGGGGCUGCCCGGGGGUUGGGGGGAGGGCUUCGUUCCAAGCAAUUGCCCGGCCCGACCCCCCGGUACGGCCGGAGCCGGGGAGGCCCCUCCCCACCUAUCCCGGCCCCGCUCCGGGAUCGGGAAGAACCGGGGGGUACCGACCCCCCCCCUCCGCCACAGCGACACUUUGGGACCUCCGUAACCGGAACAAAAAUAAUAAUAAUAAAAAGGGAAAAAAAAAAAAAGAAAAAGAAAGGUGGGGGGGAAGGAAAAAGGAAAAAAAAAAAAAAAAAGAAACAAAAAGCGGCGAUUGUAAAUACGGUGCGCCAAAUGUAUAUGAAUUAUUUAUUUGUGAACCCUGAGGGCGUAUUUGUGUAAGUGAUGCUUUGUCCGUCUGUAUCCCGGGGCCGGCCCGGCCGGGGCGGGGGGAGCUCGGGGGCAGCUCCCGCUCCCGUCCCCCCUUUUUUAAAUGUGGAAAUAAACUUCUUUACACACGAA
Gallus gallus (chicken) is the source of this 2597-nucleotide messenger RNA. It is a transcript of the gene BARHL1, whose product is annotated as BarH like homeobox 1. The transcript has 4 exons. NCBI's taxonomy places the organism in Eukaryota, Metazoa, Chordata, Aves, Galliformes, Phasianidae. Gene Ontology annotation, biological process: regulation of transcription by RNA polymerase II. The coding region runs from base 851 to 1801 and encodes 316 amino acids. Gene Ontology annotation, cellular component: nucleus. Gene Ontology annotation, molecular function: DNA-binding transcription factor activity, RNA polymerase II-specific; RNA polymerase II transcription regulatory region sequence-specific DNA binding. The record is from RefSeq and is a predicted model, not a curated record.